Molecule: messenger RNA, 6456 nt
Organism: Corythoichthys intestinalis (scribbled pipefish)
Lineage: Eukaryota; Metazoa; Chordata; Actinopteri; Syngnathiformes; Syngnathidae
Product: tumor necrosis factor ligand superfamily member 10-like
Exons: 6
Coding region: 21-887 (288 amino acids)
Biological process (GO): immune response
Cellular component (GO): membrane
Molecular function (GO): tumor necrosis factor receptor binding
Source: RefSeq, a predicted model, not a curated record
GUUUGUGGCACGGCGUCGACAUGAGCACUUCCUGGGGGUCCCCGCACUGCUUCUGGCUGGUGGCGCUGGCCGCCGUGCUGCUGCAGACCCUCGCCCUGGUGGUCAGCGUGGUGUUCUUCAACAGAGUCCUGCACACGAUGCAGGACGGUUUUUCAGAGGGGAGUAUGUCAUGUUUGACCGACGUCGAUCUCAAUUUUCCGCCCGACCAGAAGAGUGACCCCUGCUGGCAAGUCCUGCAACAACUUGGCUACCACAUCGAGAAGGCGAUGGCAGCGAGAUUAGAGAAGGAAAUAUCUUCCGGCGUGACAAAUAAGCUGACAGGAAUCCUUCCUUUCCUUCCCGACGGCCACGUAGUCCACCCCGACGUGGCGGCCCACGUGACCGCCACCUCUGCCGCUACGUCCUCAAAGACGCAAGAAGAGGUCACGGGGAGUGGCAGAGGCUACCUCGGCGAGCGCGUGAUGGCGUGGGAAGGUCGCAGAGGUCAGUCCUUCUUGCACAACGUGGAGUUGAGAGGAGGAGAGUUGCUGGUGCCUCGGGCCGGUCUCUAUUAUAUCUACGCGCAGACCUACUUCAGACUCUCCUCCGACUGGAACAAGGACCAGGAGGAGGAGCAAAUUCAUGACCGGGAUCAGGAGCAGGACGGAGCCCAGCUCGUCCAGUAUAUUUAUAAAAAGAUGAGCUCCUACACGGCCCCCAUCUUGCUCAUGAAGUCUUCUCGGAGCGCCUGCUGGCCGCGAGGCCGAGAGCCAGGAAUGUUCUCUCUCAAUCAGGCGGGCACUGCCUUCCUGCAACCCGACGAUCGCCUCUUCGUGGCAGUCGGUAACGCCAGUGCUCUGGAGGCCGACGGCAGGGCCAGCUACUUCGGGGCCUUCCUGGUGGGCUAGGCUCACGCUCAAGACCCGAGAACGAAACGUCAUUUUACCUAGUCAAAAAAUGCCUUCCUAAAGUGCACACAGAAUAUGCGGUUAGGGCUCCCCCGCAGGUAAGUGUGAGGAAGUGCUGUUUUGUGAAUAAACAAAAUCAAUGUUUGCACGCGUUACAAACGAUCUAGACCAGUGGUCCCCAACCACCGGGCCGCGGACCGGUACCAGUCCGUGGCGCAUUUGCUACCAAGCCACAGAGAAAUAAGUAAAUUAUUGUCAACUGCUAUCUGCCCUGUGGCUCUUGAGACAUCAAUAUCCCUGUCUACUCUAUAGACUAAUCCAAGAAAAGAUUCGCCAUCUAGUGGUUGGCCCCAAUUACUAGGGUGUUUGCACACCUAUAGCAGCCCAGCACCAGUCAAUAUAAACAGUAACUUUAGCUGCUGGUGGCUGUGUGCUGCGGUCGGCGACGUCUUUGGACAGCUUUUUUCCGGGGAAAAGGCCACCUGCUGAGCCAGAAGAGGAGCCUACAACUAAGUCCACUGUGCAUAAUAUGUGGCUAAAAGCUAGCAAGCGAUGCAACAAAAGUGAAUGCACUGAGAGCAUCAUACCUCAUGGCGAACUGUAUUGCUAAAGCCAAGAAACCUUUCCAAUUGGAGAAGAACUCUUUAUGCCUUCGACCACGGAUAUUUGCCGAAUAGUUUUAGGAGAGGCCGUUGUUAACUCACUCCCAGCCAUUCUCACCAGUGCAAGGCCCUUCGCUCCCGGCCGUUUUACUGGAUUUUGACUGAUUUUGCAAGGCCCACAGAAAAUUCUGUUCUGAGAAAUUGAGCUUUUUGUGAAAGCAUACAUUUCAAACAUAACUUUGACUUUAACACAGCUAUUUUUCACUUUUGUGACAUCCCAAACAUCUGAAUGAUGUUUUCGUUCUACAAAAUAACAAACAAGACAAAUAGAGCUUUUGUUCGCAAAGUAACAAUUUAUUUACACAUAACUAUUGAACUGUUGAACUAUUUUCGCACAUAACAACGGGGAAGGCUCUUGGCUGCUCCCGGUUGAAUGAGGUGGCUCCCAGUAAUCUGAUGAGUCCGGAUCAAGAUCGGUCUCACUUUUUUCAUCAUCUUCAUCGUUGGUUUCAAACUCGGGUUAAGGAGUAACGCAACGUGAGCUCCGAAGAACGCGUGUGGAAUCUGACGCUGUUGUGGACGUUACCGUCUGUCUCAUCAAGAUAGAUUUUUUAAAAAUCCUUCUUUGAUGAUGGUUUCGUUUUCUUUUCAAAACACUCCUCCAGUGUCAUUUGCCUUUUUCCCCCCGAUCAUUCUCGACAUUUUUCUCAAAUUCUCACACGUCUUCACAAGAUCCCUCCAACUUUCUUUACUUCCUUUCUUGGCCCGAGAUGAGUUCUUACAAAAUGCGCUACCGCCCUCCAGUGGCCAGUAAUAUUGCUUUAAAAUGAAUUUUGAGCCUUGUGCAUUGCAAUUUAGGUGCAACAGAACCUAGAGAUGCCCUUUUGUAAAAAAAAAAAAAAAAAAAAUGUAAAACACAUAUAAAUACGUUUUUGGGACACUGAAACAAUUCAAAAUAGAACGUAUUUAUACUUUUUGGGGAGCAAAUGAGUAAAAAAAAAUAAUAAAAGGUUAAUUCAGCGUAAGUGUGACAUUUUCCCUGCACUUAAACCUCGACGUGUUAUUUUAUAUUUAUUGCCGGUCCGUAAAAACUGGAAGAAAAAAAAAAAAAAAAAAAGCGCCCCCAUUAAACCGGUCCCUGGUGCAAAAAAGGUUGGAGACCACUGAUCUAGACUACCUACCACAAGCAAAGGAAUUGUCUCCAGCCACUACACAACAACUGGACUUCCCCGUUUGUGAAUUUUUGCUGACAUUUUUAGUGUACAUUUUGCCAUUUUCCUCUAAUCGCGAGAUCCAAAACAUUAAGGGGAUUUUACCAAUUGAAUUGCAGGUUGAAAUUGUACUCUGCCCGGUUGUUUCGCCAUUAGCAAUAGUAUAGGGAACCUAAUUCUAUUUAUAUAUCACAUAAUGACCACUGGCAAUCAUUGUGUACAAUGAACUUUGGCUUUCAAACAAAAGGCACCAUGACAGAAGUGUGCAAGCAGCAUGCUAAAUAUUACAAGUAUUGCUGUCCGAAAAUGACUUUUUAACCAAUACCCCGAUAUUGUCCAACUUUAAAAAUCAGAUAUAAAGCCGAUACAGAUAUAUGUGGUCGUGGACUUACCAUUAUGGCUAAUUGUAUCGUGAUGCCCCACUGGAUGCUUUAAUAAUGAUAAGUGUAGCAACGUCAAAUUUUCCAAAUCAACACUUCAACUGAAGUUAUGCAAAAAGUGCCUAUAUUGCAUCACUAUAUCUUUGAAGGCAACAUGCAUAUUGCCCAAAACCGAUAAGGAAAAACCGAUGUCGAUAUUAUCCGAUAUCAUUUAAAAAUGUUUUUAAAAAAUGCUUUUAAUUAGACGCUAAUAUUGAAGCUACGCACUUAUAGCAUUCCACUGCUGUUGACAGAGAUAGACAUUGAAUGAUCGUGUUACUCUGCUAUUGACAGUGACUGGCGUCCAACUCAUUUUGACUGAGAGGACUGGCAGCAAUCAUUACUAAGUUAUUUUUAAAAAUUACACAUGGUUUCCUCCAGUGCCUUAAGCCUUGCGGGCCACCAGGCUAAAACAGUACAGUGGUACCUCGACAUACGAUCGCUUCAACACACGACAUCCGACGUAAAAUUUGACUCGCCAUUUGUUUCUACAUUCGACGACAUGCUCAAAAUACGACGACAUGACAGCACCGCAGAUGGACGCAGGGCGGAUUUUCUUGCGAGAAAUCAACACAGGUUCCAAGAAGGUUAGUGCAGGUGGUGACACAAGGAAAAAGGUGACGCUUACCAUUGAAAUGAAGAUGGAAAUGAUAGAAAAAUAUGAGCGUGGGGUGCGCCUCCGUGAACUGGUUCAACAAUACGGCCGUAGAAUGUCAACGAUCUCCACAGUCGACAGGUUUUCAUCAUUUAUUUCAGAACUUGUACAACACAACACGCCUACUGUCCGCCACAGUUCACGGUGUCCUAAUGAAAAAAUUUAAAGAGAAAGUAAAAUCCCAACCGCGCCUCUCCCUCUCUGUCACGUCAGCGACGUGGUGCGUUCAGGUACAGCACGCAACGCAUGUCCGCCACAUUAGAACCUGAUUCGUUACAUUAUUACAGGAAUUAUUAUUAUACCGUUUUUAUUAAUAAUGUAUUUAUUUUGCAAUGUAUACGUAAUUGCCAUUUGUAAUAGUACCAGCCAUAGACUUCAUAAUGAUAUUGGCGCGGGUCACAUAAGUCAUACACUGCGCCUCGCCUUCAAGUAGGGGGCCAGCCCACAUCAAGAGGAGUUAUUCUCAAACAUGCAUGAAGCAAUCUAACGCUGGAUUUAGGUUGAAAAAGUACGAAAGCUGUACCGCAUACAAUCAGGAAGGAUUGUCUCAGGAGUGAUUUGUUAUUGGUAAUUGUUAUAUUUUUCGUACCAUGCAUGCAUUUUGAAACGUAAAUAAACCAAUGGAAGAAAUUACCCGCUACACCAUUGGUGUCAUAGUUCGCAAUAUUUCCGUAAAAUAACUACCAACUGCCCGUUUUGCUUUUAACCAAGAAUCGAAACUGUUUUACGUCCACAUCUAUAAAGAAUUCUUGGGAUUUAAGCAUUUAUUCACAAGAAUGUUCAAAGCAAAAAGCUCUUUGUUGUACCAAAGGGGACGCCACAUUGGCAAACAGACUAGCAUCAGAUUCGACAUAUUUACGUAAAAUAAAUGCUAACUGCACGUUUUUUUUUUUUGCUUUAAACCAAGAAUCGAGACUGUUUUACGUCCAUAUCGAUAAAGAAUUCAGGGAUUUAAGCAUUUAUUCACAAGCGUUUCAACUUAAAAAGAUCUUUGUGGUGACAAGGUGGCACCACAAUGACUUAAAGACUAGCAGCACAUUUGACGUAUUUACAUGAAAUAAAUGCUAACUGCCUGUUUUAUUUUUGGGUUUUUUUGCAUUUAACCAAAGAUCGAAACUGUUUUACUUCCAUAUCUAUAUAGAAUUCAGGGAUUUAAGCAUUUAUUCACAGGAAUUUUAAACGUAAAAAGCUCUGUCUGUAUUUAAACUCGGUCAGCUUUGACGGAGACAGGCCCCCUGUUAAUCGGCCCCGCCAAUAUCAUUAUGAAGUGUAUGUACCAGCAGUAGGAGUGGGAACCUCUUGGUACCUCACGAUACAAUACGAUUUGCGAUAUAAAGCUCACGAUAACGAUGAUCUGACGAUAUUGCAAUACAAAGAUUAUCGAUACAUUGGCCAGGAAAUCAUUCUAGGAUAUUCUACAAACUAAUUAACAGAAAAACAAGCUUCUAGUGUGAAUUGGAAUAAGUAUCACUAGUAGACGUCCAAUCCAGUUGAACUGUGAGGUCGUUCAUUCGCUGCCACCCCUCCCACUUCAAACGGAUUGAACGUCUAUGGCUGUCAGUGGCAGCCAAUGCCAGGCAAUGAGGUCAUUUUGGACCAUUUAAGGUCAUUUACCGGUUGAUGCUAAGUUACUUCCUGUUGAUUUUGGGGUAUUUUAUGGUUCACUUCCUGUUCAUUUUGAGUUACAGAACAGGAAGUGACCUGGGAAUCACCCAAAUGAAUAGGUAGUGACUCAAACUCAACAGGAAAUGACCUGUAAAUGCCCUAAAAUGAACUGCAGGUGACCUGUAAAUGCCCUGAAAAUCGGACAGAAUGACUGAACGCUCUGGUUUCGAAUGAAUGAACGUUCCCAGUCUAAAUGGAUCGGGCGUCGUGCACCGUCAAUGCACCCUUAGAGUUAACAGACACUAUUAUGGUGGAAGAUUUUGGUAGCAACUUCUUGGUUCCUUUUUAUUUUAUUUUUUCAACUUUGACACCUUUUUAAAACGAUAUGUUAAUUCUUGGCAGGAGCAUAUCGAUAACCUUUUGGGAUACAAAGUAUCAUGAUAUAUCACCAUUUCGAUAUUUUGUCACACCCCUAACCAGCAGUAUUUAUUAAGGAUACAAUGUAGGUUUUCUGGCUGUGGAAUCUGGAAUUAUUAUGUAUUCUUAUGGGGAAAAUUCUGCUCGACAAACGACCAUUUUGACUUACAAACACAGCCCAGAAACUACCUUAAUUCAUUUUGUAUGUAGAGGUACCACUGUACUACAAAAGAAAGUAUAAAAAGCACACAUUUAAACCGUGUCUGAUGAUGCAAUUGAAAGCGUGAUGUUGACACGUUACGGUCGAUAUGUGCACAACCUGUUACGGCUCUUUGUCAUUGCACUGAAUUGCAUUGUUUUUGUUUGUGAAAAUUAUUUCAAGACUGCCUUUUUGUAAGACUUUACGUUUCAGUAUUGUUAAUAAAUGGCUUAUAAUAACAGUUAAUUGUCAUAAUUUAUAUUUUUUUUACAUACCUUCUGUAUUUUCUAUACUACCAUACCUUGCAAAUUUUCUGCUGGAGAGCCUGUAACAAAGGAUGUGGUUGAUGUGUUUCCUUAGUUUGAGUGUUGUAUGUCAAUGGUAACAUGCAGAGUCACGUAACCGUGCGGUCCAUGUAAAGACUUCAAUUUUUGAAGGACUUUUACUUUGUCGUCAGUCAU